CUAAAACAUCAUAUUUGGCUAGUAAACAUUAAAUAUUUCCAAAGAAAAUGUCUAGACCAAUGGUCUCGGAGCAGCAGGGGAGCGAUGACUCGGACACGGACCUGCUCCUCGCUACGCUCUCACCGGAGGAAGUGAAGGAACUCGAGCGGGAGCUCGUUUUUAUCGAUCCCGACCCGAGCGUACCGGUGGGACUCCGCCAGCGGAAUCAGACGGAGAAACUACCGUCCAGAGGAUAUAACAGAGAGGCUAUGCUGGACUACUGCGAGCGGGAGACAAAGAAACUGAUCAGGAGAGAGUUGAGCGUAGAGGGAGAGGCAAGAGGGGAUGGCAGAAGGAGAGAUCGACUCCGCCAAAUGAGGAGCAGAGAGUUUUCCAGGUCGCAGAGCAGGGAUCCUCCCGACACAGAGAGCAGAAAUGCAGAGAGUGAAAAAGAUAAGGAGCGAGAGAGAAAAAUGGAGGAUGACUUUAAGGGUUUACCUGAUGAAGGAGUAAAAGACAGAGAGAAUAAAAUGGAGGAAGACAAGAGAGAAGCAGAGAAGACAGGUAAUAAGACAGAAAGUGGAAAAGAACUUUCUAUGAAAGAAAGAGGAAGCAGCAAAACUCUAGACCUCAUAUCCAAACUGCAAGAGAAAAAAGAGGAUAAGAAAGAAAGAGGGAGGAACGAGGAGAAAAGAGCGUGUGAAAACUCCAAAAUACGAGGGUUUGUCUCCAAACUGCAGGGGGAUAAAGAUGCCGAAGGCCUAAAAGUAAAAGACAAUAAAGCAUAUGUCAAGAACCAAGACGAAAGCAGAACUAAAACCAUAGAGGAACCCAAGAACAACAGAGCAGUAGGAAGAUUAAACCUAAAAGGUGGAGAAACGGAGGAGAAGAAAAGCAGAAUUAAAAAUGUAGAAGAGACAAGCAGAAGAAAGGCGAGAGAAGAGGUGGAUGAGAAAAGUCUCUCACAGAGAGAUACAACCAGAGCACAGAAAGAGAGAGAAAAAGAACAAGUAAAACAGUCAGAAAACAAUGAGGUGAAGAUAUCUACCAAUUCCACCUGUAAUAGCUCGGGUAACUGUCAUGGUGCAGAUGAUCGUUCUGUUACUACUGAGGAAGAUGAGUCGGUUAGCGAAGAUAUGGACAGUGAUGCUGGCUCCAGCAUGUUUGACGACCUUCUAGAGCAGGUUCGCAGCGACGACCCUGAACUAACAGAGGUCAAUGUUAAUAAUUCAGAUGCCAUUAAGACUGACACUCUGAUACAGUUUGCUGAGGGUCUUCGCAGCAACACUCACGUCAAAACCUUCUGCCUCGCAAACACGAGAGCGGAUGAUCAUGUUGCGUUCGCCAUCGCUGGAACCCUGCGAAAUAACUCAACCCUGACCGGAAUCAACCUUGACUCAAACCAUUUGACAGGCAAAGGCAUCCUGGCCAUCAUCAACUCUCUUCAGCACAGCAGCACGCUCAUGGAGCUGAGGUUUCAUAACCAGAGACACAUCUGUGGAGGGAAGACUGAGAUGGAGAUGGCCAAAAUCUUACGUGACAACUCUUCUCUGCUGAAGUUGGGAUAUCAUUUCGAGCUGGCUGGGCCCAGGAUGACCAUGACAAACAUCUUGAGCCGAAACAUGGACAGGAAGCGGCAGCAAAGACUAGAAGCUCAAAAACUCGCCAGACUGGACACCACCCACAAAACCCCACGUGAAGAUAAGAGCUCAGUUGAAACAAAUAAGCUGACACCGUCCAUUUACACUCAGAAGAAAGACUCUAAAUUUGUUGCCAUUUCAAAAUUCACCUCUGCUCAGGAAACUCCUAAAGCUCCUCCCACAACGCCACCGUCUAAACCCCUCCCCUCUGAGGUAACAGGAAAGAAAAAAGGAGCAACAGGAAGUCGACAAGCUCCUCCGCCUCCUCCCCCACCUCCCAGUCCAGCGUUAGAUGUCCAGGCACUGAGGAGGUCGCUGACCCCAAUCUCUCAGAGGAAACCAGACAGCAGUGCUGUUGUCCGACAGACGGACAGGAGCUCCAGAGAUCAGCUCCUGCACUCUAUCAGAAACUGCAGCAUGAACGCUCUCAAAAAGGCAAGUUGAGAUCCCUAAGCGGUUGAGAUAGCAUCUGUCCAGGGUAUGUGCUUCUACCAGAUUCCCUUGCAGUCCUCCAGUGCCCCAUCAUCAUCUGUGGAGUCAUUGAAUCAUCAAGAUGAGAUUCCAGCUUACCGUAACUGGUUUAGACACUCUGAAAUACAGCUGAUUAGGAUUAUCUGAAAUCUAAACAUCUGAGGUGGGACACUUGAGUGUGAUUUUCCCCUGGACUGACAGUUAAACAGUCAACAUACUAGAGAGGAGGAAAGGGAAGGUAUUUUAAUUAAAAAUUACGAGGGCACAUGAAAAAAAUAAAAUAAUGAUGUGCACGGAUACAUCAUGUAUAAUAAAUACUGCAAUAUUGAAUAAAAAAAACAACAAGAAUUGUCAAUUUUGAUUUACGGGUGACUUUAAAUUUUACAGUACAUGGUAACUAUAAACUACUAUAUUGAUUAUGUAUGUGAUAUUG
This is a messenger RNA of Rhinichthys klamathensis goyatoka, 2523 nucleotides long. It is a transcript of the gene lmod1a, whose product is annotated as leiomodin-1. Gene Ontology annotation, molecular function: tropomyosin binding. Gene Ontology annotation, biological process: pointed-end actin filament capping; muscle contraction; myofibril assembly. The record is from RefSeq and is a predicted model, not a curated record. Lineage: Eukaryota; Metazoa; Chordata; Actinopteri; Cypriniformes; Leuciscidae. Gene Ontology annotation, cellular component: myofibril; striated muscle thin filament. The coding region runs from base 48 to 2063 and encodes 671 amino acids. The transcript has 3 exons.